Messenger RNA from Lactuca sativa (garden lettuce), 1799 nucleotides. Its product is annotated as hydroxyproline-rich glycoprotein family protein. Lineage: Eukaryota; Viridiplantae; Streptophyta; Magnoliopsida; Asterales; Asteraceae. The record is from RefSeq and is a predicted model, not a curated record. Gene Ontology annotation, cellular component: core mediator complex; mediator complex. Gene Ontology annotation, biological process: regulation of transcription by RNA polymerase II. Gene Ontology annotation, molecular function: transcription coregulator activity.
AUGAUAUCAAAACUCCGUAUUUCACCGGACCAAUAUAUCCCUUGACCUAAACCCUAUACAGCGACACAAACAUACGCUUCAAUUGCUGUUCUCAAUCAAGCCCUCCGAUCGUUGCCUCCUCAAGCAAGCCCUCCCAUGUGAAGCCACCGGCCGGAGACCGUCGCACCAAACAGCUAAGUUUGCUCGCAUAUGUGUUUGUGCUUCGAUUUUCAAUUGAACCCAUCUGCCCCUCCAGAUCCUUCCAGUUACUGUGGGAAUUGCAUCGAAUUAUGUUGUACAAAAUACAUGAAUUUUCUCUUUGGCAUCCCCAUCAAUUGGUUUAUCAAACAUGACUUCCUUAACUCCAUGAUGAUUUCCUGAACUCAUAUUACGGUUGAAUGGACUGAUCCAUAUUAUGUAGACUGCAUUAUUAUCUGAUGUUAAACCUUUUUUUGUUUUUUUUAAGAAACAGAUUCAUAAAGAAAGUCCAAAGAUGUUACAAAACGUACCUCACCAGAUGAUACAAUCUCCUGCUAGGCUAGGCCUCCCAAACCCUAAUUCACCAUCUUUACAAACCCCAGCCCCUCCAAAAUUCACCUCACAAAUCCCACAAUCACACCCACCUAACCUCCACCCAAAUCUACAAACAACCCCCACCUCCCUAACCCUCCUCCCCCUCCUUCCACCACUACAAAGAGCCCAAUCAAUUCUCUUAAGAAUGUCAUCCCUCACAACAAAACUCUUUGAUGUCUCCCCAAACCAAACCCAAUGGCUCACCUCAUUCCGCGGUUCGUUUCCCACAUUCCUUUCCACCCAAACCCAAGCCCCAACCGAUUCCAUUCCCACCACCACAAAAGAAAUCAUCUCCCUCUUUACAACCCUUCAAUCCCAACUCUUCGAAUCCGUAACUGAACUCCAAGAAAUCCUCGACCUCCAAGACGCCAAACAAAAAAUAACCCGCGAAAUCCGAUCCAAAGAUUCCGCAAUUCUCGCAUUUGCUAACAAACUUAAAGAAUCCGAACGUGUUCUCGACAUGUUAGUCGAUGAUUAUUCCGAUUAUCGCCGUUUAAAAAGAUCCAAAGUUGAAGAAAGUGAAGAGGAUUCAAAUACAACAACGGUUGCCACACGUUUAAACUUAAAUGAUAUUUUAUCGUACGCGCAUAGAAUAAGUUACACGACGUUUGCUCCGCCUGAGUUUGGGGCCGGGACGGCCCCCUUGCGGGGGGCUUUGCCCCCCGCACCUCAAGAGGAGCAGAUGCGUGCUUCUCAGUUGUACUUAUUUGCUGACAUGGACGUGGGAUUACCUAAAUCUGAUAAAGAGAAAUUUACGAUUGAGCCCUUGGCUGAAAAUAUGUUGGAGGGUAAUAUGGCGAUUAAGGAUAUGCUUCCUACGAAUAUUGUGGUGCCGUCUGGGUGGAAGCCGGGGAUGCCUGUGCAGUUGCCAACGGAUCUACCGAUUCUUCCGCCGGCUGGAUGGAAGCCGGGGGACCCGGUGGCUUUGCCACCUUUGGACUCAGUUGCUGUUGCUCCUAGGAUGGAGGAGCAACAACAACCGGUUCAUGUUCCUGGGUUUGGGAAGGGACCACAACCGAUACAGGUUCGACAUGUGCAACUUGAUAUUGAUGAUGAUAGUGAUACCGAGUAUAGUAGCGAUGAUAGUUCUGAUGAUGAAGAUUGAUAUCCAGCUUGUAGUUUGUUUCAAUCAAUGUCAAGUUUAGAUUUUUCUUCUUAAAAAUGCUCAUUGUAUGUAAUAAUGUAUCAAGAAUUUGUGUUUUGUUGGUUGGUUGGAUGGAAUGGAAUGGAAUGGAUCUUUGAGUGUA